Messenger RNA from Phragmites australis (common reed), 1441 nucleotides. RefSeq lists its product as uncharacterized. The transcript has 9 exons. The record is from RefSeq and is a predicted model, not a curated record. NCBI's taxonomy places the organism in Eukaryota, Viridiplantae, Streptophyta, Magnoliopsida, Poales, Poaceae. The coding region runs from base 487 to 1236 and encodes 249 amino acids.
AGUACCGAAUUAUGGCGCCUUUUGGCUGUUCUUUUGGCUCAAAGAUACACAUGACUGAACCACAUAAACCAAUUUUGAGUGUACAAUCAGAAUAAAUGCUGGACCAUUAGCUCAAUGACAGGGCAAGCCAGCAGUUGAUUUAGCUUCUGGGCUUAGUUUUGGUUGGGCUCACACGUCUCUUUUCGGUGGGAAGCAGCUAAUCUGGUAGGAAAUCGGAGCCUUGAUGGAUCCCUUGACAGAUUUGUUGGGCAAUCAGGGAGUGUUUGGUGAGAAACCGUAGGGGGAUUUGGGUGUAUAUCAACUUAAGAACAUUGUCAUGUAACCUCAUGUGAGGGGUGGUAUCAGUUUGGUAGGCUAGAAAACUACUUGUUUUGUCUUAUCCUAUCAUAAUAGAUCCAUUUGCUUAUAAUAAGCAUCGUAAGCUAGUAUUUAAGACAGUGUAUAAUCACAGUGUUUCAAUAGCCCUGAAGAAUUGUUGUUUCUGCGAUGCUGGGGCAACUAGCUCUGUGGGCUAAAAUUGCCAACGAAGCGUCAUGCGGAUCACCAAGAUGGAUAGGGAGAGGCCUCUCUUGCGUAUGCAUAAAGCGAAAAGGGGCAUAUGAAAGAAUAUGCAUGAACCUCACACCAUUGCAGGAAGAAAGGCUUCGGAGAUUGAAACAUCGCAUGAAUGUUUAUUUUGAUCCAUCUAGACGAGAUCACCAGGAAGCACUGAAAGCUCUUUGGCAUGCGACAUAUCCUGAUCAAGAACUUCAAGGUUUGAUAUCUGAACAGUGGAAGGACAUGGGUUGGCAAGGAAGAGAUCCAUCAACUGACUUUAGAGGCGCAGGAUUCAUCUCUCUGGAGAAUCUUCUAUUCUUUGCCAAGACAUUCUCUGCCUCGUUUCAAAGACUGCUUAAGAAACAAUGUGGUAACAGAGCCACAUGGGAGUACCCGUUUGCAGUUGCCGGCGUAAAUAUUACAUUCAUGAUCAUGCAGAUGCUUGAUCUCCAGUCAACUAAGCCAAGAACAUUUGUGCGAGCAAUUUUUAUCCAAAUGCUCUCAGAGGAUGAGUGGGCAUUUGAUCUGCUCUAUUGCGUCGCAUUUGUUGUGAUGGACAAACAGUGGCUGGAGAAGAAUGCCUCUUACAUGGACUUCAAUGAAGUACUGAAGUCGACGCGUGCCCAGCUGGAGAGAGAGCUAAUGCUGGACGACGUGAUGAGGGUCGAAGACAUGCCAUCAUACAGCCUACUUUGCUAGUGAUCAAAUGUGCUGCAGAACAUAACUGAGUUCAUGGUUCAACUGUACAGUGCCUCCCUUUCUUGAUUUCUGGAAGGAAUUUUUUAGCGACUAAGUAGGGCGAUGGCUUGCUGGUGUCUUGCUGAAUUUGGGCCUAUGUAAACAACUCAUCUAUGUAUUGUCAUACUGAAUUAGUAUUCCUGGCAUCCGGCGCCAAUGUUGGUGA